Molecule: messenger RNA, 348 nt
Organism: Arvicanthis niloticus (Nile rat)
Lineage: Eukaryota; Metazoa; Chordata; Mammalia; Rodentia; Muridae
Product: protein FAM24A-like
Source: RefSeq, a predicted model, not a curated record
AUGUAUAAGCCUUUUGACCUCCGAACAGUGAUCAUGAUCAGCAUUGGUGGUGGGAUCCUGGCAGCCAUGUUUCUACUGAUAGUUCUUGUGCUCUGUCUUUACUCCAAAAUCUCCAAGGCACUGAAUUCAUCUGGAACCGCAAGGGAGGCAGAUGAUGACUGCUUUAUUGAUCCAUACAACAACCCCCAUGAGAAGAUCAUCCGGGCUGAGGCUUGUCAUCCCUUCCCGGCCAGCACAGUUGCUGUUGGGAACUGCCAUCCCCUCCAGUGUUGUAAUGCAUAUGGUGUCUAUGCAGAUGUUAGCUCUCUGCCACCUUGCCUUUGUAAUAGUGUAAAGGAAGGACUCUGA